AUGCCUUCAUCUUAUCCUCCUUCCCUAUUUCAUGACGUGUUCCUGAGCUUCAGGGGUGAAGACACACUCCAGAGCUUCACCAGACACCUAUCUGCCGCUUUGACUAAUGCUAGUAUAACCCUAUUCAGAGAUGAUGCUGUACUCGUACGUGGUAAGAACAUCACUGCCGAAUUGUUUAAUGGAAUCCAUAGGUCUAGGAUUUCCGUAAUCAUCUUCUCAAAAGAGUAUGCAUCUUCGAAAUGGUGUCUUGAUGAACUGGUUUGCAUAAUGGAAUGCUGGAAGGCGGAAGAUACAUUGGUUUUGCCAAUAUUUUAUGGUAUUGAUCCCUCAGACAUCAGGAAUCAAAAGGGCAGAGUUGCAGAUGCACUGGAGAGGCAUUCUAGCCGCUUCGAGGUGCAACCCCAGAUGGUGCUCAAAUGGAGGGCGGCACUGACUCAGGCUGCCAACAUAUGCGGGUGGGAUACUAAAAAGCAACGGAAAGCUGAGUUGAUCCAUAACAUUGUUAAGUCUAUACAAAGUAAAGGACUUCCAACAAGGCUGAACAUUUCCAUAUAUCCCCUCAGAUAUGAUAAGUGUGAUGAAUAUCUAAAAGUCUUUAUGCAAGCAGGAUCACAGGAAGUUGUUAUAGUAGGGAUCUGUGGACCAGGCCAAAUGGGAAAGACGGCAAUGGCCAGAGUUAUAUAUGACCAAAUUCUACACAAUUUUGAUGGCGGCUGCUUCCUCGCAGAUGUUGGCCAAAGAUCACAUCAACUCAACUAUUUGGUUCGUCUACAAGAAACACUUCUUUCUGAAAUUCUCUCAGAAAGGAAUGUAAAUAUCUCAGAUACUAGAAUGGGAAUAGAUCUAAUAGCACAAACUUUGUGCUCCAAAAGGGUUUUAGUUGUUCUGGACAAUGUGGAUGAUUUGAGGCAAGUAGAUGCACUGAUUGGUGAUCGCAAAGUUUUCGGUCCAGGAAGUAAGAUCAUCAUAACAACUAGAGAUGUUCAUCUGCUAGAACUGUUUGGAGUGGAUCAGUUCAUUUUGGCUCAAGGCCGUCCUCUACCAGAAAAUGUUGCGGGUAUCUGGGAGCCAUAUCAGCGAAGUCAUUGCGUAGUUGCAGGGCUUAAAGACUACAUUGAGACCUUUAAUCAUCAGGUUGGGUGGCCUCAGAUAUUCAAAAUCGAUCCUAACUUGAGUCCUUUACAGUCCAUCUCUACUACAUAUUGUAACAGUGUGAUUGGCUCCAUCACUUGUAGAGACUAG
Molecule: messenger RNA, 1242 nt
Organism: Fragaria vesca subsp. vesca
Lineage: Eukaryota; Viridiplantae; Streptophyta; Magnoliopsida; Rosales; Rosaceae
Product: TMV resistance protein N-like
Exons: 3
Coding region: 1-1242 (413 amino acids)
Biological process (GO): defense response; signal transduction
Molecular function (GO): ADP binding
Source: RefSeq, a predicted model, not a curated record